Knipowitschia caucasica is the source of this 993-nucleotide messenger RNA. The record is from the annotation of a GenBank genome assembly. NCBI's taxonomy places the organism in Eukaryota, Metazoa, Chordata, Actinopteri, Gobiiformes, Gobiidae.
AUGCCUCAGAAAAGGUCCUCCUCCAUUAGAGAAAGUAUUAUUCUGAAGUACCAGGAGAUCCGUGAUGCUUUGGACGAGGACUUGAGGACAACGUUGUGUCAUUUGGAGAUGGAGGAGCGGGCGGCUGUCUCUGCUCUGGACGGCUUCAUGGAGAAAAACUGCUCUCUGAUCCAGGAGAUAGAGCAGGAGCUGGACAGACUCGCUCUGGCAAUGGACCAAAUACAGCUGCAGCCUGAGACCACGACUUUCUUCAGCCAUCUUGACCCGGAGGACAUAGAGGACAAACUUUUGGAGACCUUGACCCUCACAGACCCCAAUCGUGUGAAACUGGACCAGGCCAAAUCAGAACAAAUUCAGAACUUAACCCACAACCUGCUGCAGCUCAUCCAGUGUCAGACACCACUCAUCAAGAAGCUCCUGCGCAGCUACUCCACUGAGAUUCAUCUAAACCCAGACUCGGCCCAUCCCAGGCUCCAUGUCUCUCCUGGGGGUGUGAGCUGCAGUGAAGCCUGGCAGGACGUCCCGGACCACCCCACCCGCUUUGACUCCACCCUCUACGUCCUCAGCACCCAGGCCUUCAGCUCCGGACGCCACUACUUUGAACUGGACGUGAGCGAGAAACCCUACUGGGAACUGGGCGUCACUUACCCCACUAUCCCACGCAAAGGUCCCACUGAGUUGUGCUGGUUGGGGCGCGGCCAUGACUCCUGGUGUUUGGAGUAUUUUGAUGGUGAGUACACGGCGUGGCAUGGCGGGAUCCCACACCAGUUGCCCGUGCUGAGACGCUACUGUCGCAUUGGGGUGUUGUGCAGUUUCCCCGCGGGACAGGUCGUGUUUGUGGAGGCGGAGAAGAUGACGCCGUUGUUCUCCUUCUGUGUCGGGACGUUCACUCAAAGUCUGCAUCUGGCCCUCUGUCCCGGACACGACUGCAAAGGAACCAACACAAAGCCAAUAUUGAUCUGUAACGCAUCAUCUCCCACCAGUGAUCUAUGA